Messenger RNA from Thelazia callipaeda (thelaziosis nematode), 5768 nucleotides. Lineage: Eukaryota; Metazoa; Nematoda; Chromadorea; Rhabditida; Thelaziidae. The record is from the annotation of a GenBank genome assembly.
AUGAUAGAGGUCUCUGUGAUUGUUAAUCUACAGAAGUCGUUAUUUCCAGAGGACAGACAUGCAUGCCCUAAAACACCUGAAGUCACAACAGUUAAGGAAAAAUCCCCAGAACGCCAGCGUGUGCAAGUGAUAAGCAAAGUAGGCAGCUGUAAACCAGUAUAUCAGAAUUUAAGCCCUACUAGUCGACCGCGCUCUCCAGUUUGUGAUAUAUCUCAGACGGAGUCCAUGACUCGCAUUCAGUCUAAAGAUUGCUCAAGGAGGGACUUUAUUUCGUUGUCUUCUAGCAAACAUGGGCUUUCAUUGACGCAGCAUCGUAGUAGUUUAAUGAAUAACCUGUCUUGGAAAAAGGGUAAAAAAUCUAAUCAGCGGAAAAGAAAGUUGAAUGGAAAGAUAGAGUGGAGCAACAUGGAACCGUUAGAUGUGUCAUACUUAUCAGCUCUUGCUGGUGAAGAUGACAAAGACAGCAUUGAUUAUGUUUUUGCAUAUUCGAGUGAAUGGAAGUCUCAUGUUUGCAUGAAAGGUGAGGCGAAAUCAGUUGAGUUUUCGGGAAAAUCGUUGGCAACUCAUCCUACUUCUUGUCAAGUUGCUGAUAAUAUUACUCAUGCACAAAACACUUUACGCAGUCUACCGUUGUUUUCUCAGAGCGGGUCCAUUCUAUCCUCGAGUACAACUGUUAAUUUGUCUUCUGGAAUAUUUGUUUCUGAUUGUGACACCCAACAACCUUCGUUCCUCGAUGAUUGUAAUCCAGUUUCGAUUGCAGUAAUCGAACGACGGAGCCCAGUUGAUUCUGUGGUCACUGAUUCAGUGCAUUUGUCACCACCAGCUAGCAAUGAAAGAGUUGAGCCUUCACAGAUUUUAGGAGGAACUGUUGCAAAUAUCAUGGCGCGUGUUGGUGGACCACCAUCAGUUGGCGAUUACAUGAUUUACCCAACUCCGCCAUCUGUUGAUGCAACUCAGUCACAGCAGUUCAGUCCACAAAAUACCUUAUUACAAUCAAAUCCGACUAUUAUGUAUCCAUCAGCUGUUCCAUAUAUGUCUGCAACAGCUAUGAAUCUUUGCCACAAUCUUCCUCUAACACAGCUGUCAUCGAGCAUUUCUUCAGAAAGUGAUAUAAUUACAGAUACUGGCUCAUGUGUCAAACGUGACCCAUUUUUUGACGAUAAUAAAGCUCUGGGUAAACUGUAUUAUUCGAUAAACGAAAAGCCUGUGUACAGUAAAUUUAUGAAAUUGGAACUAGCACAAAGCGGGAAAUUUACCGGAAAUAUAUUUGCCAAGGAUUUUUUUUCAUUUGAGCCAAAAGGUGAUCGGAUGCUGGAAGGUGUGUAUGCAGAUCAGUUUAAACUGAUCACAUCUGCUGUUGCUGCACGUGAGAAGCGAAAAAAGAUUGGGCGUGCUCCUGAUUAUUUGUUUAUGCGUGAACGUUUUCGAAAUCUUAUUCCACAUUCUUCAUUUUCUGCGGCACGCCAUUAUCGAAUGGCAUGUAACAGUGCUCAUUUGCUUUCACUACACUGCAUGCCAACUUCACAAGUGCUGUCGUCCGGUGUGUCAAUGAAUGGUUUAAAUUUUGGUGUCAAUGGGCCAUCGUUUGCUGGAAAUUCCUACAAUGGUAGCAGUUCAAUAAUGAAUAUGAUGAUGGGCGGUGGUGGUUGCAUUCAGUCUGGUAGUAACACUAUGGUACAGCCGAUAACUGGAUCAUCAAAAGUGGGGAUGAUUCAUAUAAAUCAGCAGAUGCCCAUAGCGCAUUUGAGACCGUCAGCGAGGAUGCCACCAUUACCAUCGUAUGCACCAUCACAGUCCGGUAUACCGCAACAUCCAGCAUUCAUGAGUCAUUCUGCACAAUUUUCUGGUCCAUCUGCAGUAAUAAAUGCGUCCGGUCAGAUAUGUUCACUUUCUGGUGGUACACUGUGUCCGGUAAGUACUGGUCCAACACAAAAUAUCGGCUCUAGUCCACUACAAUCACAACAUAUGCUUAGUGGACUACACAGUACAACUCCGUCACAACCUCUUGGUGCAAGUAAUUUUCAUGGCAGCAGUGGUGGACAGUUUCCUGUGCAGCAACCUCAGCAGCCGUUCCAACAAUUGAGUCAUUUUGUUAAAAAUGCCAAUUUCAGUGGACACAUGGGGAUUGCGCCUGGUCAACCACCAGUUGAACCGGCACCAACAUUCUCACAAGCAGUUAAUCACCAAUAUCCUCCAUUGCACAGUGUUCAAAGCAGUUCUAUCGUAUAUUCGCAGUCACCACAUAUGCUACGACCCAAUACAUUGAUAACCCAAACACACAAUUCGAAUAUGAUGAACGGUUCACGUACUUCACAGAAUUCAUUAAUGUCGAUGUCACCGUCUAUUGGAAGUCCUAACAGUACAGGAUUAUUUGGAAAUCGUGUAAUGAAUAUGCCGGAUGCUGCAGUUUUAACUGGUAAUGUUCGAAAUUAUCCAGAAGGAAAAUCUUUAGUACUUGCUGUUCUCCUUCAAGACACUGUUUUGGAUCUACAUUAUGAUUCAGUAUUUGACGCUUGUCCCAUUUGCUCUUGUAAUGGGAAUAUCAGAGCUAAGGAAAUUGGAGUUUAUAUAACACCACCUGAAGUGUUGAGGCAACCACCAGCACAGCAACAGCUGAUUGUUAGUAAACCGACCAGCGGAUUUUAUAAUAAUACAUCUAAUUCAUGUAACUGCGGGUUUAGUGCUGUACGGCAUCGUUACUUGAGCAUGAAAGCUGGUUUAUUUGCUGAAGAUGCGAAAGAGGCAACAGAUAUUAACGAAACUCAGAGCCAACCAGCUAUUCCUCACACAAUAUGGUUUGAUUCAAUGAGCGGACGAGACAUGAAUUUUAUCGCACUUCUUCGUGAGCAGACACUUGUUCGUGAUCUCGGUGGUUUACUAGAUCAGGUCAUGUUACUCAGUUUACAGUGUGAAAGAGCCUCCCAGACGGAACAGAUUGGAUCAGAUUCUUCGAAGCGUUGCGAAUAUGUAAUUUCGGAAGUAGACCAGAGAGAAUUACCAUUGGUAUUUCAAGCCGCUUGUGAAGUUGCUUGUAUGGAAAUGAAUUGUCGUCGUCCACCACAUGAUAUUCGAAGCGUUCUUCUUCAUGACUGGGGAGUUCAGAUGUCGAAUGAAAUGCGUGAACCACGUGAAUCAGAAUGUAUGGCUUUGUUGCAAGAGAUCGGGCCAAUAUUGGAAGAAUCUCUACGAAUUGCCCGUUCAUCACCGUUGUUUGGCAGUAACAAUAUAGUGGAAGGACCGCUUACUUGGCGAUUUUUUGACCGCAAAGCACUUAAAGCUUGUGGAGGGAUAGAAGACGACAGUGGUCCAGAACCCGUUCCAAAUAUAGUUUUGGCUUCCGAAAAAGAUGCAAUUGUAACAUCACCACAAAUCUUAAGAUUAUGGGAAAAGAUGUCGUUAGAACCAUACGACCAACCAAAAGAUGUGCUGUAUAUUGGUGUUGUUCCAGAUAACUUAGUUUGCAUUGAAAAAACGAAGAAAUAUCUUAUGGAUUUGUCAAGAAUGUAUGAGCAGUGUCGUUUCGGUCGUCACAUACCCUUCAUACGUGAAGUAUUGCGAGAUGGUUUGUUACGUGUCCCUACCCGAUAUCCAGCUACUAAUCCUGGUGAAUGUGACAAUUUUUUGAAUCAAGUGGAACGCCAUAUUGGUGAUAACAAAUCGUUGAUCGCAAGAUUAAAGGUAUAUAUGCAGUACUUUGAGAAUGAAAUGGCACGCAUAUUACUCACUAAUGAUGAUGUAUUUGAUCGGGAAAAAUAUCGUGCAGCUCUUGCUGAAAAUAUGUUCCAUGUGGUGCCAAAUAGUUCAAUUGCAAGUUUUCAGUGUGGAGGAUAUUCAAUACCGAAUAAUCCAUCUGAUCAGAUGCUACCACUUUCAAUGCCUGGGAAUAUCCUCACUUCUAGUCAAUCUUGUGGAACGCCGCAAGGUUCAAACAAUGCUAGUGGUCCAAAUUCAGCUGGUGUCACAACAUCAAAUAUUGGGGAAUCUUUCACGCCAGAUAGUUCAGGUGGUGAUAGUAGUGGUCAGAACAUUUCUAAUAUUUCGUCGUUCAUUACUGAGCAACUGACAUCUGAUGGUCAUUUACCAGAGGAUGAGACAGGAACGUUACCUCAUGUUAUUGUUAUCUACCUCGUGAAUCCUUUCUUAUUGGGUGCAGAAGAAAAUCCACUUGUGGCAAGGGUUGUUACAGUUGCGCUGAUGCGUGCAUUCAACGCGCUUCUUUAUCGGUUGAAUAAUAAACGUCGGCCACAACUACAAUUAGAACUGAUUGCUCUGCAAAACAUCUUUGAUUAUUGUGGACUCUCAGCUGACUUUCUGAAGGAUGAAAGAGGUCGACUGAAUGGAUAUGAUCAAGGGCGAUUGGAAAAAUCACAAAAUGAACGAUUAUCAUCUUCUGAUUCACUAAAGACCAUUGCGUUCUCAGUUUAUACUCAUUCACGCGUUGUAUUGCCAGAUAUUGUACGUGGUAUUUUACCAAAAAGUAUGACACGUUUUGGACCAGCAGCAGCUAUGGUUGAUUUGUUGAAUGAACUGGAUCGUAAAGACCCAGUUUAUUACAAAGUUCCAAGCAAACCAUUCAUUCUUGCUCCGCCAUCACCCGUUAUGCAACGUCCAAACUGCGAUUUGAUGCAGAUCAAUACUGAUGAAGUUGUUUUGUUUGUAAGUUAUUGCUUGAUAGGGAACGAUUGGCUCGCUGCAACUGUAACAGAUCACCAAGGUCAUUUGCUAGACAAUUGUUUGAUCAAUUUACGGCUUAAACCUGACCAUAAAAGGGUCAACAUGAGGUACAAGCAGUCAACGCAGAUUAGAGAUAGUUUGUAUCGUUUGUGGUCUUAUAUUUUGGGUAUAUUAGCAACUGGUACGAAAAAUUGGAGACUUGUGAUUGGAAGAGUGGGAAGAAUUGUUUGGACUCAGAUUCUUAGCAAGCCCUAUUUAAAGCAAGUUGGAACACGUAUGAAACAUGUAUGUCGAGCGUGCCACGUAAUGCCAGGAACAUCGGAAAAUCCUGGUUUACUUUCGGCUUGUUUGGUUAGUUUAGAACCUGAGGCGCAUCUCCGGGUGUUUCCAUCGUCAUUCCAACAUGAUGAUAGAUUUCUCAAAACUUCGCGAUACCGUACGCUAACAACUCCGGACGACACUAGCUGCACUCAUAUUUUGGUUUUCCCUACCAGUCCUGAACUAAAUUUAGAUCAUCAGGGUGGAAGUGGUGUUGCCGAAUUAGAAGAAGAUGAUUUCUCGAAUUUAUUGAAAGAAAAUAUUGGUGAAGAGUUCAAUGAACUGAUAGGUAACGGUGAAGAUUUGAUGACCAAUACAACUGGAUCAGCUUCGAAUGCAGCAAAUUUUCGGGUGAAUGGUAAUACGGGAAUCCCAAGUGAAUAUGCAGAUGUUUCAAUAGAGAAUCAGCCGCUUGCUACAGGUUAUUAUAUAUCAACAGCACCAGCAUCUGAUCUGCCAGAUUGGUUUUGGUCAGCCUGUCCAGCUGCUAAACGACGCAAUCCAGUGCAUCUAAAAAGUUCUCUUCACUUAAAUACACCAAACGUACAACUAGGCGAUGAUAUUUCAUCAUUUGGGAAAGGCGCUGAAGCAUGCCAUCACCAGUUAGAUAGUCAAGCAACAGCCGAUGUUCUAAGGUAUGUUCUGGAAACCUACAAUGCAUUAUCUUGGCUGAAUAUUGAUUUGGUAACUGGAGAACGACGUUCCUGUUUACCUGUUCACAUUCAAGCGCUUAUGCGGGCGAGUAAAUUUGUUGAGGAAGUUCGGGUUUGCUAAUU